AAAUGUUGUGAUAUUUGUUGUUGGUGAACUUUUAAAUUAGCUUUUAGUUAGAAUAAAUCAAGCUUGAUUUUUAUGAAUCUGCUUCCAAUAACCGCUGAUUUAGUCGCUUUUCUGCUUUUAUUCAUCAAAGUUUUAUAUAAACAUACUUAUUUAUCUCAUCUGCUUUAUAUAUUUUAUAGUUUUAUGAGCUCAGAUUGAAUCAACCAAGCCUUGCAGCUGUCAUGCAUCGCUCACUUUGUUUUUGUUUUUCUCUCUCCGGCACCAAAGUGCAUCAAAUCUGCUCGUCCGGAGAGCUGCGGCAUGUUUCAGUAGGACGGCCGCCCCUCUCCGGUGGGGUAGAAGGGACAUGGUGAAAUCAGUCGGCCCGACUCUGCUCACCCUGCUGUGGUUUGUGAGGGAAUGCGACGGCAUGCCGGACCCCGCUCGCAGGGACCUGCUGAUGCGCCAGGAGGUGUCCCGGCAGACGGGAGGCCUGCUGACGCUCACGGCCGCCGAGCGGAAGCUGGACGCUCACCUGCACGGGUUGAAGGAGCGGGAGAUGGCGGCCGCGCGGUUUCCUCCGGCCGUGCACUUCUUCAAGGCCAAGCCGCUCAUCGAGAAGAGCUCGAUCUACAAACUGCUGCAGAAGAUGCCUAAAGGCGCAGCGCUCCACAUCCACAGCUCGUCCCUGGUGAGCGCCGAGUGGCUGGUCAAAAACGUCACCUACAGACCCCACUGCUACAUCUGCUUCACCUGGGACAACUCGGUGCGUUUCCUGUUCUCCAACCGGCAGCCGUUCCCUCGAUGGGACUGCUUCUACUGGCAGCUGCUGGAGUCGCUGAGAGCCCGCAUAGAGGACAAUGUAGGGUUUGACAACAGCUUAAUGCAGCACCUAACGCUGUUCACAGAGGAUCCUGACGGUGAAUAUCCAAACCAGGAUGUCGUGUGGGAGAAGUUUGAGAAGGCCUUCAUCGCAGCUGCAGGGUUGGUCACCCACGCUCCUGUUCUGAGGGACUACAUCUACCAGGGCUUAGAGGAGCUUCACAAAGACAACAUCAUGUAUCUGGAGCUGAGGAGUGGUCUGUCGAGGACGUACGAGCUUGAUGGAGCCAUUCACGACAAGACCUGGACUCUGAAGAUGUUCAAGGAGGUCACAUCAAAGUUCAAAGAAACCCAUCCAGAGUUUUUCGGAGCUCGCGUCAUAAUUUCUGUCCACAGGGCUCUGAGUGUGUCUGAGGUCAGAGCUGCUGUGACCGAGGCCAUCCAGCUGAAAAAGGACUUCCCAGAUGUGGUUGCAGGUUUUGACAUGGUUGGCAGGGAGAACAGUGGGGGGACGCUGUGGUACUUCAGAGAAGCACUUUCCCUUCCUGCAGAACUGGGCGCAUCGCUGCCAUACUUCUUUCAUGCAGGGGAGACGGAUGAUGAGGGCACCGAUGUAGACCAAAAUAUUCUGGAUGCUCUUCUCUUCAACACCACUCGGAUCGGCCACGGCUACGCUCUGGCGCACCAUCCUCUCGCAAAGGAGCUUUCUAGGAAAAGGAACGUAGCUGUGGAGCUUUGCCCCAUCUCCAACCAGGUGCUGAAGCUGGUGUCGGAUCUGAGGAACCACCCGGCGGCCACGCUGAUGUCGGAGGGCCACCCGCUGGUGAUCAGCUCAGAUGACCCGUCUCUGUUCGGCACCAGCGGACUCUCCUACGACUUUUACGAAGCCUUCGUGGGCAUCGGAGGCCUGAAGGCGAACCUGGGCACGCUGAAAGAGCUGGCGGUCAACUCCAUCAGGUUCAGCUCCCUGCCGGCUCACCUUAAGGACAGCGCUGUCGCCAUGUGGCAGAACAAAUGGGACGCCUUCGUCGGCGAUAAUUCAUGACCGUCCAAUCAGAAACGAUCCUGUUUGACUUGAACCACAAACUGAAGAAAGUAGGAUGUCGCAACAGCGGACUUUCCGUCUUUAAGCCCAAGUUUAAUGAAGCACUUGCAGGUCAGCAUUCACAGUACCUGGUUCUCUGAAACAAUGUGCAUUUUAUGCGCCGUAUCGCUGUCGAUGACAUGUUGUAUCGUCCAUCGCUGGCCGCUGCACUGCUGAAGAACGAGCUUGAAGUACAGCCCUCCUAAUGCAACUUCCAAACAUCUCUUGGUGUCUCUGUUCUGGAUCUGUCCUCCCUGUGAAUAAAAUCAUUUAACUUCCCUCCAGGCAAACCA
This is a messenger RNA of Fundulus heteroclitus (mummichog), 2178 nucleotides long. RefSeq names its product adenosine deaminase 2b (gene ada2b). Gene Ontology annotation, molecular function: adenosine deaminase activity. Bases 347 to 1846 code for a protein of 499 amino acids. The transcript has 9 exons. Gene Ontology annotation, biological process: adenosine catabolic process; inosine biosynthetic process. NCBI's taxonomy places the organism in Eukaryota, Metazoa, Chordata, Actinopteri, Cyprinodontiformes, Fundulidae. The record is from RefSeq and is a predicted model, not a curated record.